Molecule: messenger RNA, 425 nt
Organism: Gaeumannomyces tritici R3-111a-1
Lineage: Eukaryota; Fungi; Ascomycota; Sordariomycetes; Magnaporthales; Magnaporthaceae
Exons: 1
Coding region: 129-314 (61 amino acids)
Source: RefSeq, a predicted model, not a curated record
UCGAGACUUGACGAUGUCUGCUUGGUGUUUCCGGUGCCCGCUCCCCUUCCAAUAAAGACGAGUCGAAAGCAUCUCGCCUGUCACACCAGCGCGCGGAAACAAGGCCGAAAUGCUCGGACGCUGUGAGGAUGGCGUUACGAAGCACAUUCGUCGCACGGCAGGAAAAAUCCCGGCGGUGCGAGAUUGGACGGCAGCAGGCCGUGACCAACGGGAGCGGGCUGGCGGGGUUAAAAUCCACCCGGGAAAGGAAAGCCCCAGGCCUCGCCUUCUCGCCGGCACCAGCCGAGAUUCUAGGAAGGCGUGGUGGUGGGUGAUGCUGCCCAAAACUCUCCGCCGAGCCCCACUAGACAGGUUUGUAGGGAAACGAUCAAGACGCUUUCCGUUUCCGCCGGCGACGACAUGGAUGGGUCGAAAAAAAGAAAACG